Argiope bruennichi is the source of this 4676-nucleotide messenger RNA. Its product is annotated as UBX domain-containing protein 7-like. The record is from RefSeq and is a predicted model, not a curated record. Bases 149 to 1501 code for a protein of 450 amino acids. Lineage: Eukaryota; Metazoa; Arthropoda; Arachnida; Araneae; Araneidae. Gene Ontology annotation, biological process: proteasome-mediated ubiquitin-dependent protein catabolic process. Gene Ontology annotation, molecular function: ubiquitin binding. Gene Ontology annotation, cellular component: nucleus. The transcript has a single exon.
CAAAGAUGGCGCCUUGUAUGAUACAGUAACGCACUGCGUUUAUAUGUUGUAGAUGCAUUGUUUGUUUUAUUUCUCUGUGUGUGUUUGUGUAUGAGCGUGCUACAAAAAAAUUUUCCGUGUGUUUUCAUUUUGUUUUAUUGGAUUAAUCAUGGCCUCAACUUCUAAUGCAGUUCUGCCAGCGGAGCGUAAUAGCAGUCUCAUCGAACAAUUCUGUGCAGUUACUGGAGCAAACGAUGAAAAAGCAAAAAAAAUGUUGGAAGUGUGUAAUUGGAAUCUUGAAAUGGCAAUUAAUAUGCACGUAGAUUCUGAUUACCAGGAAAAUUCAUGUGCUGAUCCCUCUGUGAAUGGCAUAGCUGAAAAUGAUAUCCGAGCUCCUAUACCUCAAUCGAGAGCUGUGCUUGUUGAAGAAGAUAUCGGUUUUCACUAUGGUUUGAGAGGUAGAAAACGUAGGCCUCACUCCGUGUUUGAUGCUUUUCGAGAUUUUCAGGCAGAAGCUCAGAUACAAGAACAAAAUACAUUACAGGAAAACAACGAACAGAACAAAAAAAGACGAACAUUGGAAGAUUUGUAUCGUCCUCCACUGGACUUGAUGCACAGGGGUAAUUUCAGUACAGCAAGAGAUCAGGGCCAAGUAACUAACAAGUGGUUAAUGGUAAAUCUUCAAGACUCUCAAGAAUUCUCGUGCCAAGUGUUAAAUAGGGAUGUAUGGAGUAAUCAUGAUGUAAAAAAACUUGUUUCCCAGCAUUUCGUAUUCUGGCAAGUAUACAAUGACAGCAUUGACGGGGAAAAGUACAUACAAUUUUAUAAACCAGUUGAAUUUCCAUACAUUGCCAUCCUUGAUCCUAGAACUGGAGAAAAGUUAGUGACUUGGCAUCAUGUUGAUUCUACUACACUUUGUGAAUUGAUAGAGAGCUUUUUGAAAGAGCAUUCUACUCCCGAUGGUUCUAGUACCUCAAUUAAAAAUCAUUCUGCCACAUACAGUCUUUUAGAUCAGAGUGAAGAAGAACAGUUAAGAGCAGCCAUUGAAGCUUCUGUUAAAGAAAGUAAACUUAUAAAUAUUGAAGACAACGAUAGUGAUUUAGAGACAUUUGAUUCUGAUACAGAAAGUGCUGGAGACAAAAUUUCCUCUACAGUCAAUGCUAAUGUUUAUUCAGAUCAAUCCAAUGAUACUAUUGAUGUUGUAGGAAUUUCUGAAAGUAAUGACAAAGAUCCUACUCUGGCUGAAUGUUCAUGGAGGGACUUUAUAGGUGACGAAGAAGACCCCAAAUCUGAUCUUGUCCUUCGUCUACCUGAUGGUAAAAGGGAACAAGUAACCUGGCCAUGCUCAACAAAGCUUAAAUCUCUACUUUUAUUCAUUGAUGAAAUUGGAUACAGUCCAGACAAAUAUGAACUAGUAACAAAUUACCCUCGUCGCAAUUUGUGCCAAUUAGAUUUAUCAAAAUCAUUGAAAGAAGUUGACUUAUUUCCUCGUGAAAUGAUUUUUGUGCAACUGAAAACAUAAUUUCAAAAUUGAAAGGGUAUAUAAGAAAAUUGUGAAUCUUCGUUCUGCUUUACUAUGAAAAUAAUUGAUUCAGUCAUAAUAUAAAACCUCUCCAUAUUUUAUUCAAAGUCAUUAUUUGAUUAAUUGGGGUUUCACAUGCGCUCCUUUUUUUAAUGAUGAAGGCUUGUAUUUAUUGUAAUGUUUUAUAAUACAUACUUAAAUAUUUCUGUCAAAAUAAUAUAUUUUUUUUAAACAUGCUCAUAAAGUUUAAUGGUCUAAUAUUUUAUCAGUGCUCAAAAUAUGCUCUUAAAUAAUAAUGAAAAAAAAUUCAGUAUUUCUGGGAAUUUUGCUUUAAAACUAAAAGUAAUUUAUUAUUUUACGUAAGAUUUUUGAAGCAAUAUUGAUGUGAUUUUAAAAAUUGAUCUUGUAUUGAAUUGCAUGACCAGUGAGCUAAAGCCUAUAUUUGAGCUAUCUAUAAUUGUUUUUCUACUGUCUAUUGAUCCUCUUGGCAUCUAAACUGGCUUUUUUAAUGUUUACUUCCAGUUCAAUUUUUUUUAAUUGACAUUAAUAAAAUAUUCUGCAAAUAACAAAAGUGCAAUUAUUUGUAAAAACACUUGGUAAGGAUUCUAUAAUAUUCUUCGAUUCUAUGAUGAGAACAUAAAGAUUCUCUAAUAUUUAAUAAUGCUAUGUUUUAAAAGCCCUUUUCUCUGUUAUGUAAAGUCAAUAUGAAAUAAUUGACUUCCUGUAGGUGAAAUAUUGUCUGGGAUAAAGAAUUAAUAUCAAAGCUUAUUUAUGUGUAAACAUACCAUUUGAUCUAUGGGAUCGUAAUUAAAUUUUUUCUGCAUUUAUCUAUGUUCACUCCAUAUUUCUAAAUUUAAAAAAAAUCCUCUGUAAUUAUAAAUUUAUAAUAUCAUGUGAUGUCAUUUUAUCUUCUUAGUUAAUGAAAACUUUACGUAAUCUCAUCCUUAAACCUUUCAUCUCAUCCUCAAAUUCAUAAAAUAUUCUCAAAUGGUUGGAUAUUUACCAUGUUAAAUUGAAAACUAAAUUGGACAAACUAUCACCUGAAAAAACUUCAAAUUUGAUGGCCAUAUUAUGUUCUUAUGUUAAGCCUACUCUUUUUUUUUUAAUUCUUUUUAUUAAUGGAGAUAUUGUUGCAUUAAAAUUUAAUUUUUGGUUGUCUUAGUUUAUACAAUUUAAUUUACAGCUUGCUUAAAAAUAUUAUAAAUUAUAAUCAGGUUACAAAAUAUGAUAUUCUUGUUAAUUCAGUAUUCUGUUUUUAUAUAUAAAUGUCCUAGUAUAUUAAAACUUAAUGGGAAUUAUUACGCAUUUUACAAUUAAGGCAGGACAUUGGAUAUAUCUUAAACAAGGUAAGAUUUAAAAACAAGGUGCAAUUUCUUGCUAGUAAUGGCAAAAAGGUGACAACUUAGCUAAAACUCGCCAAAAUAAUUGCUGAGAAAAAAGAAAAAAAAAUUCAAUUUUGGGUCUUUAUUUUUAAGUAGAGCUGCUUGCAGAAAAUUGCAGGUGAAGAUAUUUGGAUUUAAUAACUUAUACACAUGAUUACCUUACACAUGAUUAGUUAUAUUUAUAUUAAAAUGGGAAAUUCCUGCAGUUUCUUUGUAAGUCGAUGAACAAUAUUAACCUUAUAUAACUGAACUCUGCUCUUCUUGAAAUUAAGUUGCUUGUUUAGAAUCGCCUCUUUAUAUACAGGAUUGGCAUAGAUUUAUCUAUGUUCUUUUCAAUGUUUAACUUGUCAUUAAUUUAACUUUAUCUUAAAAUGUGAAGACUGGUAAUGAAUGAUUACAUCUUAAACUGUCUCAGAAUAAAUACAAGAACCAGCAAAUAACCAUUAAUUUUGUCAGAAUAUUGGAUUCCUUUAUUUCAAAUAUUCUGUAGAAUGAACCAUGUGCUUUGUUCUGAGUAUUAGUAGAAAUGUACAAAGGAAAAUGGUUCAUGUUCUGAAUUUUAUAUUAUAUUGUAUACUUUUGAUAUUUUAUAUGUAUACUUUAUGUGUCUAAUUAUUUAUUAUACUUCAAGAUUCAUUCCAAAGAAGUUUUGUUAGUUUACCAUAGCUACUUUUUAUAAAAUGGUUUACUGUCUCUUUAAACUUAUGUUUCAACUAAAAAAAGGAGAGAAAUUGUAAUACUGAUUGUUUUGCAUGAACAAUGAAAUGAAAAUGUUGUCAAAUCAUAAAUCUUUUCUAAGUACAGGUUUUGUUAAAGUUUUUUAUUAUUAUUAUUAUUAUUAUUAUUAAGGCUAAUUUAUUCUAUACUUCAACAUCAUAAAAUUAUGCCACAUGACUUGUGACAUAAUUUUGAAAUUUUAAUCUAUUGCAUGUUUUGAAGCCUGCUUCUUGUUCCAGUUUGAAAUCUCUCAACUGAGAGUUAUUGCAUCAUAAUUAGUGGUAUUUAAAGAGUUAAUUUGUUUGACUUUUAUUUCCAAAAUUUUAUUUUAAUUCUAUGCCUUAACACUAUUCAGUACUUUGAGAUGAGGAGGGUAAAAGAAUGAUUGUAGAAUCACUAUCAAAAGUUUCAAUUCUUGGUACUAACAAACCCAAUGUAUUAGCAUUCUGUACCUUUGUGCUUGUUUUAAAUGAAAAAACAAUUUUUGAUAAGCAGAAGAAAUAUUAGUAUAUUUAUACCUUUUACUUUAUUUUAGGUUUGUUAAACGGCAAUUCCAGAUUUUGAAAUAUACAUGUUCUCUGUUCUUUGUAUUUCUAUUGAAUAUAUUGUUUAAGAAAUUGUUAAUAUUUAUAAUGCAGAAUUAUAUUUAAUUGUCAUAAAUUGAAUAACCUCAUUUGAGAGUAAGAACUAAAAUACUUUUUGUUUAAAAAUUUAUGUAAUUUAGAGAAAUUAAAGAAAAUAUAGGUUAUUAUUCUUUAUCCACCAUAUAAACUUCUUUCGGUGGUAAUUCUUGAAAUAUUUAGCUAUCAGAUGUAUAUUUAAAGAAUUUGUUUACAGUUUAAUAUAAUUCCUUAAAAAUAUUUAAAACAUUUUAUGUAUGUUUUUAGUAAAUAACUAAAGGAUAUUUUGAAUUAGUCACUAUCACCUGCACCUUAAAAGUGUUUCUGUCUGGUUGGAACUGAACCUCUUCCCUUUAGAGAGUCUGCAAAUUAUGAUCAGCAGUGAGAUGUUUUGAUUUGUCAUAAUUACCAUUUCUCUAUGUGUGUAAAUAAAUAAUAAAGAACACAUUAAAUAUC